This is a messenger RNA of Magnolia sinica, 1327 nucleotides long. RefSeq names its product protein CHAPERONE-LIKE PROTEIN OF POR1, chloroplastic-like. The record is from RefSeq and is a predicted model, not a curated record. Gene Ontology annotation, cellular component: chloroplast membrane. The transcript is spliced from 4 exons. NCBI's taxonomy places the organism in Eukaryota, Viridiplantae, Streptophyta, Magnoliopsida, Magnoliales, Magnoliaceae. Bases 36 to 1025 code for a protein of 329 amino acids.
AAGGACUGACAUGCACUUGUGCGGUCGCAAGACAAAUGGCAGCCGCUCUCUCUACCCCACCCAAACCUGCCCUCCUCUACCGUGCGCCGACCGGCGCAUCGAACCCCAUCCUGGCUCGCCGAACGGCGGUGCAGUCGCUGGCCCAGGCAAAGAAGAAGAAGAAGCGAUGUUGGGGUGUGGUCCUCCUCCCACGGCGCAGAUUAGCACUGACCAGGACCAAAACGACCACCUUUGCAGGGUCGAGGGCAGACGAUUCGGCGCCGUUCGAGAUGUCGGUGGAGAACGCCAUGAAGGUUCUUGGUGUGGCGGAAGGAGCGUCCUUCGAUGACAUCCUUCGCGCCAAGAACUCGAUCCUCGCCUCCUGCAAGGACGACCAGGACGCCGUGGCGCAGGUAGAGGCUGCAUACGACAUGUUGCUUAUGCAGAGUCUAACACAACGAAGGGCAGGCAAAGUAAUGAAUAGCAACAUUCGUUAUGCUGAUGUAAAACCCAUAAGGAGUUCAGGAACAAGUUCAAUGCCCCAGUGGGUACAGUCCACAGUUAAGAAUGCACCUGUUUCAAUUGAAGCACCAUCUCCUGGCACCUUGGGUAUAAACGCAGGGGUCUACGGAGCAAUGAUGGUUUUCACCUUUAUCAGCGAAGCGUCUACAUCUUCAGUCGGGCCAUAUGCUGGGGCUGAUGUUCCUGGGCUAAUCUUGGCCACUGGUUUUGGAGCUUCAUUAUACUUUUUGACCAAGAAAAACAUUAAACUAGGAAAAGCAGCUUUGUUAACUAUCGGUAGCCUCAUUGUGGGUGCUGCAGUGGGAUCAGUGGUUGAGAAUUGGUUGCAGGUUACUCGAAAAUGUAAUGGACAUGUACAGCUUCUAUCCCAUUUUAUUGAAGGCUUCACAGAUGGUGGACGACUUAAAACUGGCUCAUAUAUGGAUGAAGCAGACUCUAUGAGUUGCAAUUUAAAAACUCAGGCUCGAGAUCCAACUCAGAUUAUAUGGUCUUGCUGUUUCUCACCGUUGCUCGUGAUGUGUUGAGUUUGUUUGCUUGGGUUGCACCACCCAACUACCAAAUGACCUUCCCAACUAAGUUGAUUCAGGUAUGUCAUGAAACCAUUACAGCUGCUGCCUGUGUAUUUUCCUAACUGUCAUUUCCGUAGUGUGGGAUUAUCUGUGUAUGCAAAAUGGGGCUCAUGAUUUGGAGGGCCUGGAUUGGCAUAUGUUUAUCUUGCAUAUAAGGAUAGAUGAUUUCCCAUUAUCUGUAUUUUCAGCAUAUGAAUUAUGACUGAAAUCUUCAUCAAUGAUAGUCAUAGUGACCAGCUAGCCAGCGUAAUGCUCAA